CAGGUUUCCCCCAGUUAAUUCUUGCAUUUGGUGGAUACAAACCACCGCUCCCUUGGCGCCGCGCUUCCAGUUCAAGCUCUCUCUCACAUGGACAUCCCAAACGCACUGCUCGCGACAACUAGUCCCGACGCAAACCUCCGCAAGCAAGCAGAAGAUGCCUUGAACCAGGCUGUGAACGAAAAUGCCGGGCAGCUCAUGGUCACCCUUUCCCAAGCGCUUGCCGCCGAAGACUUCCCAACGCCCGGUCGCCAACAAGCUGGAUUGUUUCUGAAGAACAUCUUGGACGCUAAGGACUAUGCGCUGCAAGAACUGAAGAUCCAACAAUGGUACUCCCUUGCUGACGACAUCCGCGGCGCAAUCAAGCAGUUUGCAUUGGCAUCGCUGAAGUCGCCAGACACCGUCGCGGCCCACACUGCCGCCCAAGUCGUUGCCAAGAUUGGUUCGAUUGACGUUCCUCAAAAGCAAUGGCCCGACUUGUUGCGAAUUUUGGUGGAAAACGUGACGAGCGGUAUCGACUCUGUCAAGCACGCGUCGCUCGAGACGCUUGGGUACUUGUGCGAAGGGCUCGAUGAAGAUUCAUUGGAGGAGUCGGAAUCCAACCAGAUUCUGACCGCGAUCGUCGACGGCAUCCGCAGGGAAAAUCCCGACAAGAUUCGCCUGUCUGCCGUUAUUGCCCUCCGCAACAGCUUGGAAUUCGUCAACGAGAACUUUAGUCGCGACGCCGAGCGCACCCACAUCAUGACGGUGGUGUGCGAAGCGACGCAAUGCACUGACGUCCAAGUCCGCGUGCGCGCGUUUGAGUGCAUUGCCACGAUUGCCUCGCUGUACUACGAGUAUCUCGGCGAGUACAUGAGCGUCCUGUGCGAUUUGACUUUCAAGGCGGUGCAAUCCGACCAGGCCGAGGUGGGCCUCCAAUCUCUCGAAUUCUGGUCGUCCAUCUGCGACGUCGAACUUGAAUUCCUGGAGGAAGCCCGCUACGGCGACGCCUCCGUGGCUGCCGCAAACUUGAAGCGCUACGUCGAAACUGUGUUGCCGGUGCUUGUUCCCAUGCUAUUGAACACGUUGACCCAGCAAGAAGAGGACCAGUUCGAGGACGACACUUGGAACUUGUCGAUGGCUGGCGCCACGACCUUGACUUUGGCUGCUCAAGUUGUCGAAGACGCCAUCGUGAACCCCGUCAUGCAAUUUGUCACGUCGAACAUUCAAUCGACCAACUGGCACCAAAAGGAAGCGGCAAUCAUGGCGUUUGGCUCGAUUUUGGACGGCCCGCAGCACCAAACUAUCCAGCCGAUUGUCGAGAAUGCCAUGCCCGUGCUCAUCACGUGCAUGAAUGACCAGAACCCGCUUGUGCGCGACACAACGGCGUGGACCAUUGGGCGCAUUUGCGAGAUCCACGGCGUCGUCAUGGCGCGCUGCCUCGGGCCGCUCAUGCAGCUGAUUGUGGCUGGUUUGGACCAAGAGAACAAGGUGGCCGCGCACAUGUGCUAUGCAAUCCACUACAUUUUCCAAUCGUUCAGCGAACUUGACGAAGGCACGACGCCGCUCGACCCGUACUUUGGCCACGUCUUUGACAAGUGCUUGAUGACGUGCCAGCUCUCUUCGGAGGAGAACAUCCGCGUGUCGGCGUUUGAAGCCCUCGGCAUGAUGAUUCAACACGGGUCCCCCAACGCGACGCCGCACAUUUUGAGCCGCCUCACAAGCAUCCUCGAACAUCUUGAAGUCAACAUUGAAAAGCACAAGGCAAACCCGAGCUACGGCCAAGAGUUUUACGGCCUCUACACGUGUGUCUGUGACGUGCUCGUGGUUGUGAUCCAGCGCGUCGACAAUGACAUUCGCCCGUUUGCCGAUCGCAUCAUGCAGUGCCUCCUCAACAUCUUUAGCACUGGUCACACGACGUCAGGCGAAGAAGCGUUUUUGGCCACGGGGGCGCUGGCUGGCGCGAUCGAGUCGGAUUUCAAGAAGUACAUGACGCAGUUUUACCCCGUCUUGAUUGCGGGCCUGUCGAACGUCCAAGAGCAUGCCGUGUGCGCGUCGGCCGUCGGCGUCGUCGGCGACGUGUGCCGCGCCCUCGGGGCCGACGUGAAUGUUUACAUUCCUGAAAUCGUGAACCAACUGCUUGUGAUUUUGCGCUUCCCCAACUUGAACCGCACCGUGAAGCCCCCUGUGAUUGCCGUGUUUGGCGACAUUGGCCUCGCCAUCGAAGGCGAGUUUGAGCCGUACUUUCAACACGUGGUGGAAAUGCUACUCCAAGCCGCGCAAGCGUGCGUAGCGAUCCAAGUGGAUGACGAAGAUGCAGUCGACUACAUGAACCAACUUCGCGAGAGCAUCUUGGAAGCGUUUACAGGCAUCUUGCAAGGGCUGUCGUCGCACAGCAAGGGCCAUCUGAUGGUGCCCGCGCUCCAAGGCAUUGGCCAAUUCAUUGCCCUCCUCGCCAACGAAACGAACCGCAGCAACGGCGUCACCACCACGUGCGCUGGUUUAAUAGGCGACAUUGCGUCGAUCCUCGGUGUCCAAGCCAAGGUGCUGCUGAAAGAACAGUUUAUUCAGUCGCUGCUGCUGGACACGUCCCGCAUCAACGACGAUCAAGCCCAGAAUGUUGCCGGGUGGGCCAAACAGCUCGUGGACGAGACGCUGCGGCACUAAGGAUUUUGUGCGUGACUUGACUUUGUGUGCCUACGUUGAUGCUCGCCUAAUAGCCUGACGCUACCCCCUCUUUUCAACGGUCUAGCCCGCCCGUGUGGACGGCGGUGGCGAUGGAACACGAUGCUCCUGCUCGUGUCAUCGCUGCCACUGCACCCUGCGUGGCGCUUCGGACCCCCAACAUAUAUAGUUUGCCCUGACUAGUUUACCGAGCAACUGCCUGACGUAGUUGCUAACCCAUUUUAACGUGACCCGUGAUGUCGUCCGUUGUCUCCUUGGCUGGCACGCGUCCACACACACACCAGAGGAACUCAUCAUCGCACUCGUCCCGGAAGCGAGUGG
Messenger RNA from Aphanomyces invadans, 2982 nucleotides. RefSeq lists its product as hypothetical. Gene Ontology annotation, molecular function: nuclear import signal receptor activity; small GTPase binding. The transcript is spliced from 3 exons. Gene Ontology annotation, cellular component: cytoplasm; nucleus. NCBI's taxonomy places the organism in Eukaryota, Oomycota, Saprolegniomycetes, Saprolegniales, Verrucalvaceae. Bases 88 to 2643 code for a protein of 851 amino acids. Gene Ontology annotation, biological process: protein import into nucleus. The record is from RefSeq and is a predicted model, not a curated record.